AUGCAGCGUUUGAGCGUCCUGGCCGGACACGUCACCUCGACGAGCGCAGAGGAGCUGCUGAACCCAUCGCCAGUAGCCAGCUACUGUGACGGUGGGGUUGAGAAGUCGGACGAUGACAUCGUGAUCUGCUGCGCAGUGAGAACGGCAAUCACGAAAGCAAAGAAGGGUGGCUUCAAGGACACGCCACCUGAGGACAUGCUUGUUCCGCUCUUCCAGGAGAUCAUGAAGAGGACAGGAGUGAAGCCCGACUGCAUCGGUGACAUUCAGAUCGGCAAUGUGAUGCAGCAGGGUGGUGGAGCUCUGACCUCGCGCCAGGCCCAGUUCAUGGCAGGGCUGCCAUGCACAGCAGGCUUGAGCUCGGUCAAUCGUUGGUGCAGCAGCGGAUUGCAGGCAGUGGCCAACAUUGGCGCCUCAAUCAAGGUGGGCUCCAUUGACAUUGGUCUGGCUGGUGGCGUGGAGCAGCUGUCUUUCUUCCCCAUGGGUGAGGGCCUGGAUUUGAACAAGUUCUCCGAGCACAUCUUGGCUGUCGAGGAUGCCAAGAAUUGCCUGCUGCCCAUGGGCAUCACUUCCGAGAACGUGGCGGCGAAGUACGGAAUCUCUUUCGAGAGGCAGAAUGCCUUGGGCGCCAGGUCGAACGACUUGGCGAUCGCGGCUCAGAACAAUGGUCUGUUCAAGGACGAGAUCGUGCCGAUCAAGACCAAGACCAUAGACAAGAAGACCAAGGCUGUCAAGGAAGUCCUUGUCGACACAGAUGAAGGCCCCCGAGCCGGCACUACGGUGGAAAGCCUAGGCAAGCUGAAGCCUGCCUUCAAGGCAGGUGGAACCACCACAGCUGGCAACUCGAGUCAGGUGUCCGAUGGUGCAGCCCUGGUUUUGGUAGCUCGGCGCUCUGAGGCCAAGAAGCACGGCUUACCAAUCCUGGCACGACUGCGAAGCUUCGCAGUUGCCGGCUGUGACCCGGCACUCAUGGGCAUCGGGCCAGCUGUGGCAAUCCCGAAAGCACUGGAGAAGGCAGGCUUGACGGUUGCCGACAUCGACAUUUUUGAGAUCAACGAGGCUUUCGCAUCCCAGGCGGUGAUGACGGUCGACACCUUGAAGAUCCCUCUGGAGAAGGUGAACCCCAAGGGCGGUGCAAUUGCACUUGGCCAUCCGCUUGGCUGCACCGGAGCCCGGCAGAUUGCCACUCUUUUGCCAGAGAUGAAGCGCACCAAUGCCAAGUUUGGCCUGUGCUCCAUGUGCAUUGCAACCGGGCAGGGGGCCUGCGGCGUGUUCGAGAACGAGCAGUAG
Molecule: messenger RNA, 1287 nt
Organism: Symbiodinium sp. CCMP2592
Lineage: Eukaryota; Dinophyceae; Suessiales; Symbiodiniaceae
Source: the annotation of a GenBank genome assembly